AUGACUGUUGGUGCCGAAAGUCAGCGAAGCAGCCUAAAGCCUUUCGCCUUUGCUGCCGUUGUUUUCAGCACGUUCGCAAUAUCUUCUGUGCUUAUAAUGUUCCCUCUGAUAAUGACUCACAUACAGACGCUGGAAUCUACACUUCAAGGUGACAUUGACUUCUGUAAGUCUCGUGCCCGUGACUUGUGGACAGAAGUUAUGGAAAUUAAAGCUAAUGGUAAAUCGAACUCUGAGCGAUUGGGAAGACUGAUGAUGUCGUACAAGGAACUGCAAAAACGUGACACAUUGUCAGAUUUCUGGAACAGAAAACUUCGGGACGAAGGCUAUGAUGUCAUAGUAGACGGAACUGUACGGCGGAUGGAAAGCAGUGAAGGAGUAGGGGGUAGCUGCUGCACAUGCAACAGAGGCCCCCCUGGACCACGCGGCCCGCCAGGUACCGACGGUUUGCCAGGAUCCGACGGCACACCAGGACCACUUGGA
Molecule: messenger RNA, 480 nt
Organism: Enterobius vermicularis (human pinworm)
Lineage: Eukaryota; Metazoa; Nematoda; Chromadorea; Rhabditida; Oxyuridae
Source: the annotation of a GenBank genome assembly